AUGGCCGAAAUAAACAAGAAAAUCUUUGAACGCACAGGAGAAACAUUCAGAAUAAAUACAGAUGACCAAGAAAUUUUGGAUUUAUUGGAUGGUCUUCCAGUGAAGGAUGAUGCAGAACUCUGUAAAACAGUACACGAAGACGUGAAAGAUGCUUUCAUCAAAGAGAUUAUUGAAUGGAAUCCAAGUAAUCAGUUUAUGCAACAGUGCCAGAUAAUUUCAGUUGUGAGUGGCCUAUCGGUUCAAAUGGCCGAAAUAAACAAGAAAAUCUAUGAACGCACAGGAGAAACAUUCAGAAUAAAUACAGAUGACCAAGAAAUUUUGGAUUUAUUGGAUGGUCUUCCAGUGAAGGAUGAUGCAGAACCGAAGUUCGGAUUAUCACAAAGAGGGAACUUGGUCGUGCAAAUUGGCGAGUGGAGGUUCAACAAGCACGCCUGCUGGGGGUCCAAGGUACGAUGGACUUGUAUCAAGAAGAAGACAGGUUGCACCGCCGCCAUUACCACUGUAGACAACGUCAUCGUCAAAACCCUUGGAAAGCACAACCAUUGA
Molecule: messenger RNA, 546 nt
Organism: Chilo suppressalis (striped riceborer)
Lineage: Eukaryota; Metazoa; Arthropoda; Insecta; Lepidoptera; Crambidae
Source: the annotation of a GenBank genome assembly